Messenger RNA from Physcomitrium patens, 1964 nucleotides. The record is from RefSeq and is a predicted model, not a curated record. NCBI's taxonomy places the organism in Eukaryota, Viridiplantae, Streptophyta, Bryopsida, Funariales, Funariaceae.
ACAUGAGCACUCAUCAUUCUUGUCCCUUCAGACAUGCAAUCCUCGCUGCCCCUCUCCCUCAAUGGUGUCGAGGUGGUGAAUCGAGGGAUCCAAUCUCUCAGUUGUUGACGAAUAAUCGAUAGAGCAACAUUUAUGACAGUGAUGCUUUAUGAUUGCCUGGAAGGUGAAUGAUUCUAGUGAGAGGAAGGUGGUAAUGGUGUGGGGCAGGGAAAAACGACGUUGUCUUGGUUUCAGAUCUGAGAGGCUGAGUGCAGGAAUGAGCUGAGCUGAUCGGUGUAAUUGUGUGCCGAGAGUACCUCAUUUCAGCCGACUACAAUUGGGUUGUGACGAAGGAAAGGCAGUGAGCAUGACGUUGCGACUGGAGUGCGCGGUGCAGCACUAUGACUGGGGUCGCAUUGGUGCGGCGAGCGAGGUGGGCCGGCUGCAUGCUUUGGCGGUAGGAUCUCCCGCGGAAGACACACCAUACGCGGAGCUCUGGAUGGGUACCCACAAAUCGGGUCCUUCUUGGGUGGUUAGUGACAAUUCUCCGGUUCUUCUCAAGGAAUGGCUAGACACACAUUCGGAAGCGCUUGGGGACAAAGUGGCGGAGCGCUGGCAAGGGGAGUUGCCCUUCCUUUUCAAGGUGUUGUCCGUGGCGAAAGCACUGUCCAUUCAGGCGCAUCCAGAUAAGAAGUUGGCUCAAGCUCUUCAUGAGUCCCAACCCCACAUUUACAAGGACCCGAAUCACAAGCCAGAAAUGGCCCUUGCCCUCACUCCUUUUGAGGCAUUGUGUGGAUUUGUCACUUCAGAGGAGCUGAAAGAAGCAGUGGAAACAGUACCUGAGCUUAGGUCUGUGUUGAAAGAGGACACAUGUAAAGCUCUCAUUAUGCUCGGAACUUGCAAAGUGGAGAGAAACGAGGCAAAGCAAGCACUAAAACAGGCUUAUACGACCCUCAUGACCCUACCCAAUGAUGUCGUGGCUAGUACAGUUACAGAGCUUGUCAAUCGUCUUGCCAAAGAGAAACAGGUGCGAGAGCUCACAGCGAAAGAGGAUCUAGUCAUAGAGCUCGAGAAGCAGUAUCCAGCAGACAUUGGGGUUCUUUCAGUAUUCUUCUUGAAUUAUCUCCAGCUCGUUCCUGGUGAGGCUGUGUGCCUGGAUGCCAACGAACCUCACGCAUAUCUGUCUGGAGAGAUUGUCGAGUGCAUGGCAGCCUCGGACAACGUAGUCCGAGCUGGAUUCACGCCCAAGUACCGGGACACACAAACCCUUUGUUCAAUGCUUACUUACAAGCAGGGUUUACCUGAGGUCUUGACCGGCACACAUGUGAAUGAUUACACUACAAGAUACACCCCACCAUUUGAUGAAUUUGAAGUGGACCAUAUUGUGGUACCUCUGGGUAGCUCAAGCGAGCUUACAACGAUGGGUCCCUCCAUCUUCCUUGUCUUCGAAGGUAUUGGUGUUAUUGGUAAUAACGACGCCGAAGACAUUACAGGCCUCAAGAAAGGUGUCAUCUUCUUUGUACCCGCGGAUCAGAAGAUUGUAAUUGCAGCCCCGCUAGAUGCGGAUCACAGUUAUGAUGAUCUUAAACGAAAGCCUCUGCAGUUGUAUAGAGCUGGAGUUAACAGUUCUAGAAUGUGGCCUACUGCUUAGUCUCUCUCAAAUUGGUAAAUGCACGAAGUUUUAGUUUCAGCCGGAGCUUCUUUGCAACGACAUGCAUUCAUGAAGCAGUUCGAAUUGAAGCUCUUCAAAUCUAGAACUAUCAGAGCGUCAUUGCGAAGGGAGUUGCGGAUUCAUCAAGACAUUUAGUUUUAAGGGAGACCCAUGCACGACCGUGCGGUGCAUACAAUAAGAUUUUUGGUCGAAUUCAUGCAGUAAGAUCUCAGUCCAUGACUGAAGAAAGCUUAAUGCAAUAGUAGCGGGUGUAAAUCAGCUCCACCUGUACGUUCACAACUAGUUUACAUUCCAUACAUUUUCCGUUGGCCCA